Messenger RNA from Cryptotermes secundus, 2529 nucleotides. RefSeq lists its product as uncharacterized. Lineage: Eukaryota; Metazoa; Arthropoda; Insecta; Blattodea; Kalotermitidae. Gene Ontology annotation, cellular component: membrane. The record is from RefSeq and is a predicted model, not a curated record. The transcript has 5 exons. Bases 118 to 1734 code for a protein of 538 amino acids.
GUGACUUCCGGUGUCAGUUGAAGUAAUGUGUUCGUCGAGUGCGAUGUCGAGCCAAAAGUUGGUUUUUAGUUUGUGACAACGAAAUUCUAUGACAAUGAAGGAAAACAGAAUAUAAAGAUGCACACCAGGCUGAUAUUACUGGGUGUUUCAUACUCGUUGAGUUUUACAGAUGCUGGUGGUGUGUCUGUGGAGUGUACAGAUCUCCAUGGCCGAAAAAUUGCACAGGGUAUGCAUUAUGUUCCUGGUCCAGAUACGUGCACGUUAUGUGUAUGCGAGAGUGGUAGUCCAAAGUGGUGCAAAGCUGUGUUGUGUUCUCCACCACAAGACUGCAAGUCAUUCCGUGUGGGAAACUCUUGUUGCGAAUUUAUUUGCCUAGAUGAUACCUUGACCAAAACUUCAUCUGAUGGACAUGGACCUGAAGGAGGGACUGACAUAAGUCUGAGAUUUAUAGCCACUGCUGUGACCAUAAUUUUAUCACUUUUUCUCUUUAUUUUUCUGAUUCAUCGUCUCAGACAACGGAAGAUCAGAGGUCGUCAAAAUCGGCAGCUGAGUGAAGAUGAGCGCAGUUUGGGAAGCAUUGGUUACAUAGCCGGAAGCCUGGCAUAUUUGCCUGGAAGCAUGGGUUAUUUGGGUGCUGGGAGCCAGGACCGUCACAUAGAGUUCCAUUACGAAGAGCCUCCAGCACACUAUCCUCUGUGGAAGCCUCCAGGAAAUUACUUUCCCCGUGGUGAAGCACCCCCACCUUACGAAGAAGCUGUGGCGGCAGCAAGAGCAGAAGCAGCAUUAGCAGCUGCAGUAGCAUCUUCAAAUAAUGCCCUCCACCCAGGUGGAGGGAGUAGUAGUACCUUAAUGAAUUCUGGUACAGGGCAUAGGACCAUACCCAUCAACCUGGCUACUAGUGGCAGUUUCAGGAUUGAACCCACAGUUUCCACUGUGGGAAGGGAACAGCAUUUAUUGGAGACAUUAGAACCUUCCAGAUCCCGAUCGGCUGAUGUUGUAGCAUCUCUGCCACCAGCUGAAUCCAGAUGUUCCUUGCGGAUAAUGGAGUUACCUUCUCCUCUCCCGCUGACGACUGAGGAAGAAGGGGCUGUUGCUGCAAUACGCUCAGACGCAUUCUAUGAAGACGUUCUUAUUGGUCCUCCUUCCUCUUUAUCUCCUGUUGAAUGUUUCAAUCCCAGCAUAAUUGCCGUCCCUGGCGAGAGUAUGUCUUGCAUCACAACUGUGAAUAUUCCAGCACUGGAAGUUCCCACAAAUAUUACUGUCCCAUCCUUGCAUUCUGCAUCCGUCUUAGAAGGUGCUGUGUCCGAGGACAAUGAAACCACAAGACUUAAUAAUCACAGGUUGAACAAUCUGAAUAGGAGUUCAGUUGACAGUGCUGCAUGUAGUUGCUCCUAUCAGUGUCUACCCCCACCUCUUCCACCUGAUGACAAUGAUGAUUAUCGCAGUGAGUGUGAGAACUGUAAAAGUACCCAUGGAUCAAGGUAUUACUUGGAUGAAGAACCUAACAUUACCUCACCGCAAGAAACUAUGACACUCCAUCGGCGGCCUCAGGACUAUGACACCGAAGACCAGGGAUAUUAUCGCACAUCCCUCACACUGCCUAUCCAUACACGACGUUUAAGAGCUACACCGCUGCAUGGAAUGCCUGCAUCUUCACUCCAUGGAGCGAGAGAAAACUGGUUUAGCAGUAUGCCAGCUUCCUCGACAUCUUCAACAUCUUCAGAAGAGGAAUAAGAAAGCAUUUACUGUGGUGUAUAGGUGGAUCUGAGAGAGAAGGGAUGAGAUUGUUCAUUUCUUACCGUGAUGGUAUCUCCAUGCACAGCAUGACUCAUGGAUUUGGUCCACCAUUUUACACAAAUUGGGGUUUUGUAAAUGAACGAACCUUUUAAAAAUUAUAAGGUUGAAUGUAUUUAUAGCUAUUUAAUAUCAGGAUUGGGGUACAGAGUUGGAUAUUUCGCUUCUUUCCUCUGAUCCCUUUAUAUAUUUUAUGACAUUAAUUUUAUGGGCCUAUAUUUUAGUAGAGUGUAGUAUUGCAAAUUGGUUUGCAAUACACAAUAGCACAAUUGUAGGGAUGACUACAAUGGUUGUUCUUUUAUACUUCCCAUUUUCUCUCUGUUUCUCUUUGGCAUUGUGAAAUUCUUUCACAAAUGUAUUGCUGUCUCUCUCUCUCUCUCUAUCAUUGUCAGAACCCUUCUAUGAAAGCAGAAAGUAUGUUCAGUUGCCGUGUGCAUAUGGAGUUUAACCUCUGUAUAGAAACCGUGGGUGUAUAGUGUUCUGUACAGCAUUUUAGUUAAUGGCCAUAGUAAAAGUUCAUUAUUAAUGUAUGACUCAACAGACUUUUGCUCAUAAUAAUCUUGGAACACUGUUUGGUACUCAGAUGUCUUUCCCUAAAAAAAAAAACUGUUUAACCGAGGAGCUCACCUCAUCUGAUCACCCUUUAUUUUCUGAGAGUAUGGAUUUUAAAUCUCUUGCUUCUCAGGCCUGCCACUCAUAUUUUAACUCUCUGGUAAAAGUAUCUAGUCUCGAAAA